GAAUAAAGCUGCGCAGAUGUAUUUGGCCAUUCAAGUGUUGUAAUCCCUCAAUUACAACAAAGUUUUAUCGCUUUAUGUCUGCUACACAACCGUCCAUUGCAAACCUUGGAAAAUCACGCAUGCAGCGGAGACAUGUUCCCGGGUAAUUUUGCAUGGGGAGCAGCAACUGCUGCCUAUCAAAUAGAAGGGGGCUGGGAUGCAGACGGCAAGGGCCCGAGCAUAUGGGAUACCUUCUGUCAUGGGAAAGGCAGAGUGUUUGAGGACCAGAGUGGAGAUGUCAGCUGUAACAGCUACCAGCUCUGGGAGGAGGACCUGGGGUGUAUCCUCCAGCUGGGGCUCACCCACUACCGCCUGUCCUUCUCCUGGGCUCGCUUGUUGCCUGACGGAACAACGCGGCACGUCAAUAAGAAAGGGGUGCAGUACUACGAGAAAGUGAUUGAUGACCUGCUGGCCAACAACGUGUUGCCCAUGGUUACUCUCUACCAUUUUGACCUGCCCCAAGCGCUUCAGGACCAGGGAGGGUGGAAAUCUUCAGAGAUGGCGGGCAUAUUUGACACCUACGCCAAGUUCUGCUUCCGAACGUUUGGGGACCGCGUCAAGCUGUGGAUUACCAUCAACGAGCCCUACGUCUGUGCCAAGAUGGGUUACGAGGAUGGCCUGUUUGCACCAGGGCUUAAGGAGCAGGGGGUGUCUGCCUACAUUGUGGGUCACAACAUGCUGCGGGCCCACGCCAGGGCCUGGCACAGCUACGACACCCUCUACAGGGCCACUCAGGGCGGUGCGGUGUCUUUGGCCAUCAACAGUGACUGGGCUGAGCCUCUGGACCCCGCUAGCUCUGAAGACAUGGCUGCCACUCAACGCUACCUAGCCUUCACCUUCGGAUGGUUCACCUGGCCUGUGUUCCUGACCGGAGACUACCCUGGUGUGAUGAGAUCCAACGUAGAGCGGAGAAGCAAGGAGCAGGGCUACCAGGGAUGUCCCAGACUCCCCACCUUCUCGGAGGACGAGCCCAGCGUUUUGGGAACGGCCGAUUUCUUCGCGCUCAACUACUACACGUCCCGUAAGGUGAAAGCGAGGGGGGCCUGUGGAGGAAUGCUGAGUCUGGACAGUGACCGGGACGCGGAGGGGGUGACGGACACCUCCUGGCCUGUGUGCGGGGUCUCCUGGCUGGCUGUGCUCCCUGAGGGCCUGAGGAACCUGCUGAGAUACAUCAAGGAUACUUUGAACGGGCCUGAGAUCUACAUCACAGAGAACGGCUUCUCUCAGGUGGGUCUGGUGGACCUGGAGGACGUCCAGCGUGCUGGUUACUACCUGGACACCAUCCAGGAAGUGGGCAAAGCUAUCCAGGAGGAUGGGGUGGAUGUCAGGGGCUACUUUGCCUGGUCUCUCCUGGACAACUUUGAGUGGGCGAGCGGGUAUAGUGUGCGUUUUGGCCUGUUCCACGUCGACUUCUCAGGGGCGGAGCAGAAGCGGUCCAGCUAUGUGUCUGGAAAGGAAUACGCCAAGACCAUCGCCAAAUACAGAACUCAGGCCGGCACGGAUGAUUUAACAACGGAGUAAACUAGUCUGAAUUGUGGACUCAUGCCUAUUGGGAGUCAUUUCACAGACAUUAACAGUCAUUGCCUUUUUUGAUUAAAUUGUUCUUUGAUACAUUC
This is a messenger RNA of Osmerus eperlanus (European smelt), 1655 nucleotides long. It is a transcript of the gene gba3, whose product is annotated as cytosolic beta-glucosidase. The transcript is spliced from 5 exons. The coding region runs from base 133 to 1560 and encodes 475 amino acids. Gene Ontology annotation, cellular component: cytosol. Lineage: Eukaryota; Metazoa; Chordata; Actinopteri; Osmeriformes; Osmeridae. The record is from RefSeq and is a predicted model, not a curated record. Gene Ontology annotation, biological process: carbohydrate metabolic process; glycosylceramide catabolic process. Gene Ontology annotation, molecular function: beta-glucosidase activity; beta-galactosidase activity; glycosylceramidase activity.